This is a messenger RNA of Mandrillus leucophaeus (drill), 2118 nucleotides long. It is a transcript of the gene SIAE, whose product is annotated as sialic acid acetylesterase. The transcript is spliced from 10 exons. The coding region runs from base 195 to 1766 and encodes 523 amino acids. Gene Ontology annotation, biological process: carbohydrate metabolic process. Lineage: Eukaryota; Metazoa; Chordata; Mammalia; Primates; Cercopithecidae. The record is from RefSeq and is a predicted model, not a curated record. Gene Ontology annotation, molecular function: sialate O-acetylesterase activity.
AAAAAAAAAAAAAACAAAACUACGGCGGCCGAGAAGGGGAGCGCACGGCCCAGUCCUGAGGUCGCGGGAGGCUCCGAGGACUGCAAAAGGGUGGAGCCGGCCUCACCUCCGCCCAGGCCCCUCCCCUACCCAGGCCCCGCCCCCGCCGGGAGCCCACCUUCCCAGUCCCGAGCGGCGGGCGGAUCCUUGCAAGCAUGGUGGCGCCGGGGCUUGUACUCGGGCUGGUGCUGCCAUUAAUCCUGUGGGCCGACCGAAGUGCAGGUAUUGGUUUUCGCUUUGCUUCAUACAUCAAUAAUGAUAUGGUGCUGCAGAAGGAGCCUGCUGGAGCAGUGAUAUGGGGCUUCGGUACACCUGGAGCCGCAGUGACCGUGACCCUGCGCCAAGGUCAGGAAACCAUCAUGAAGAAAGUGACCAGUGUGAAAGCUCACUUUGAUACCUGGAUGGUGAUACUGGAUCCUAUGAAGGCUGGAGGACCUUUUGAAGUGAUGGCACAACAGACUUUGGAGAAAAUGAACUUCACCCUGAGAGUUCAUGAUGUCCUGUUUGGAGAUGUCUGGCUCUGUAGUGGGCAGAGUAACAUGCAGAUGACUGUGCUACAGGUAUUUAAUGCUACAAGGGAGUUGUCUAACACUGCUGCCUAUCAGUCUGUCCGCAUCCUCUCCGUCUCUCCCAUUCAAGCAGAGCAGGAGCUGGAGGACCUUGUCGCUGUUGACUUGCAGUGGUCUAAGCCCACCUCAGAAAACUUAGGCCACGGAUAUUUCAAGUACAUGUCAGCAGUGUGCUGGCUCUUUGGGCGUCACCUGUAUGACACUCUGCAGUAUCCCAUCGGGCUGAUCGCCUCCAGCUGGGGCGGGACACCCAUUGAAGCCUGGUCAUCUGGACGGUCACUGGAAGCCUGCGGGGUUCCUAAACAAGGGUCCGUUCCAUAUAAUUCCGUAACUGGUCCCAGUAAGCACUCUGUCCUCUGGAAUGCCAUGAUCCAUCCACUGUGCAAUAUGACUCUGAAAGGGGUGGUGUGGUACCAGGGGGAGUCCAAUAUAAAUUACAACACGGACCUGUACAAUUGCACAUUCCCUGCACUCAUCGAAGACUGGCGCGAAACCUUCCACCGUGGUUCCCAGGGGCAGACAGAGCGUUUCUUCCCAUUUGGAUUUGUCCAGUUAUCUUCAGAUUUGUCUAAGAAGAGCUCAGACGAUGGAUUUCCCCAGAUCCGCUGGCAUCAAACAGCAGACUUUGGCUAUGUCCCCAACCCAAAGAUGCCCAAUACUUUCAUGGCCGUAGCUAUGGACCUCUGUGAUAGAGACUCGCCUUUUGGCAGUGUCCACCCGCGAGAUAAACAGACUGUGGCUUAUCGGCUGCACCUGGGGGCCCGUGCUCUGGCUUAUGGUGAGAAGAACUUGACUUUUGAAGGACCACUGCCUGAGAAGAUAGAACUCUUGGCUCACGAGGGGCUGCUCAAUCUCACAUAUUACCAGCAAAUCCAGGUGCAGAAAAGGGACAACAAGAUAUUUGAGAUCUCCUGUUGCAGUGACCAUCGAUGCAAGUGGCUUCCAGCUUCCAUGAACACCUUCUCCACCCAGUCCCUGACCCUGGCGAUUGAUUCUUGUCAGGGCACCGUGGUUGCUCUCCGCUAUGCUUGGACCACGUGGCCUUGUGAAUAUAAGCAGUGUCCCCUAUACCACCCCAGCAGUGCCCUGCCAGCCCCUCCCUUCAUUGCUUUCAUUACAGACCAGGGUUCUGGACAUCAGAGCAAUGUUGCUAAAUGACUGUUUCAAUAUGAUCAGAACUUAGAUAUAAGGAUGGGUCCUUCAGAUUUUAGCAUUUAGGAGUUUCAAUAAUAACCAUUGCUUUUAAAGGAAAUUAAUAGAAAGCCUCAUUGAAUGGCUUCCAGCUAGCACAUGGCUGUUUCUAUAUUCUGAUGAGCCCAGGCUGGUAGGUAACUUGAAAUGCUUGCUUUUUUUGUCCCCUAGUUAGUCGAAGGGUCUGUAUUGGACUAAUUCUGAACUACAGACAAAUUGGACCUCAAUAUCAUUCACUUCCCUCAUAUUAAUGGGAGUGAAAUAUCUAAUACUUUUGCUCCUUGUUAUCCAGAGUUGUGGGAUCUCAGGAUUGGAAGAU